GGCCUACCUGGCGGGGUUUGCCACCCUUCCUCCUCCGGGGCCGAGAGAGCGCGACUCGCCCAAGUCCAAGGCGGGAGAGGAAGAGGGCCGGGGCCCUUUAAGAUCAGCGAGAGGAGGGGCGGGAACGGCGGGCGCUCCGCCAAUGAGGGCCUCCCAAGUCUGGCCAGCGCGUUUCCGGGUGGGCGGGGCGAGGACGCACGGUCCAAUCAGGGCUCCGUUCCGCCCGGAAGUGCACUCGCGGCCUAGGCCGGACGCCCCUUCCUCACCUUCCCCGGCUAUGCUGCGCAUGCGCGGCCUCCUGUCUCCCGCUUCUCCUGGGGCCCUUCCUUGGCCCCGCGGCCUCUGCCGGGAGACGGGCCCGUCGGGGAAGGAGGAACGGGAGGAGGAGGGCCUCGCCGAGCCCACCCGGAGCAGCCCCGCUUCCUCCUCGGCGGCGAAGAUGAUGCGCCUGUUGCUGCGGUCGCGGAUCCCCGGGGGGCUUCCGGCUGACUCUCCUCUGCUUCGGGCUCUUGAGAGGAAAGCCCGCCGGCGCCUGGACCGAGAGGCCCCCCAUGCGCUCCCCCUCUGCCCUGAGGGGCAGCCCAUGACCCACCCCCACCCCGCAGAGGCGUUGGAGAGACAGCCCCGGACCCUGGGCCCCGAGGCCAGUGAGGAGGCCCUGGCCGCCCUCUUCCGCUCGCCGCUCUUCGCCUGCAGCUGCCAGGAGCGCUUCCUCCGCAACAUGGCCGAGUGGUUCCCGGGCAGAGCGCAGGCCUUGUCCCCGCUUACCGUGGCCUCUGUGGCCAAGCACCUGGCCCGGCACCGCUUGCGGGAGACACGGUUGCUGGACGCCCUGGCCGCCUUCCUGCUGCAGCGCAUCCAGGGUCUGGACACCAAGAUGGUGCAGAGGCUGGUCUUCCCCUUCGGCCGCCUGGACUACCGGCCGGCCAACCACCAGGAGCUCUUCCCACGGCUGGUGGGGUCUCUGGGGCAGGCAGGCCCCUCCCCGUCCCCGCUGGCUGUCCUCAACGUCCUGCUGACCCUCUGCCAGCUCCAGUUCUGGCCCCCGGCCGCCCUCCUGCAGAGGGUCUUCUCCCCCGCCUUCCUGGCCAACGUCUCUGGCAGCCCCUGUGGGACCAUUGCACGGCGCUACCUCUCCCUGCUGGACACGGCCAUGGCGCUGGAGGUCCCAGGGUACGACGGGCCCCGGCUGGACCCCCGCUUCCACGUCCAGAUGUUCGACGGGGCCCUGACAGCAGAUGACGCCAACCGGAAGUACAGCUUCAAAGGCCUGGUGGGAGAGGGGCUUCAGCGGCUGGUGGGCCGGGACGGUUUCCAGCAAGACGUGGUGGUGCCCCCGGGGUACGGCGUAGACUUCCUGCUCCGCGUCUCCUCUCUUUCGGGGGAAGUUCUUCCCAUUGGGGGGCUCCCGGGGGCCACUCCCACCGAGACCCCCAAAGAACAGGGCCAGGGUGCCCUUCCCGAAGGCUCUACCACCGAGGGGACCUGGCAGGAUAAGGGGCCGCUGGAGGCAGACAAACCCCACAGGCUGGUACUGUCCGUCAAUGAUAAGUGGCACUACUGCCGCAACUCGGGCGUCUUGGUGGGCUCCCGGUCCAUGCGCAUGCGGCAUCUGCGCCUCCUGGGCUUCCAGCUCCUCCAGCUGCCGUAUUGGGAGCUGGAGAGGCUGCAGGGCCUGGAGGAGACCCAGCAAUACCUGCAGAGGAAGCUGAAGGAGCCCCAGUCCUGAGCGGAAGGAAAGACGGGGUGGACCUUCCUGUGAGGGACCCUCGGCCGAAUGAAGCGUGGGAGUGAGGAGUGCAGGCAGGCUCUUGGCUUUAUUGGCACUGCCCCCCCCCCCCCCCCCAAUCUGCCAUGCGUCCAAAGAUUGGCUGCCAAAGCCAGGCCUCUGCUCCUUGAUCCGGGGUCCGGUCCUGUGUUUCCUGCGCAGCAGCCUUUCCUCUCGUUCUUUCCCAAAGCGGUCCCGGCAGGAGGGGAGGGGGCGUGCCCCACCCGGAUGGCGGCAAUAAAGCUAUUUAUUGACACUUUUAAA
Molecule: messenger RNA, 2032 nt
Organism: Anolis carolinensis (green anole)
Lineage: Eukaryota; Metazoa; Chordata; Lepidosauria; Squamata; Anolidae
Gene: fastk
Product: Fas activated serine/threonine kinase
Exons: 10
Coding region: 143-1729 (528 amino acids)
Biological process (GO): regulation of mitochondrial mRNA stability; mitochondrial RNA processing
Cellular component (GO): ribonucleoprotein granule; mitochondrial matrix
Molecular function (GO): RNA binding
Source: RefSeq, a predicted model, not a curated record